AUGCCGCGGAUUCUUGGCGACUUGCAGCCCGCCCCUACUGCCGAGAACCAGCGCCUCGUUCCCGGGAAGUGCGCUGCUUUCCUGCCAGCGACCGACAGCGGGCUGGAGCCGCUGAGCCAGCGCGGUGCGGAGCUCUGCCAGCCCGCGACGAGGCCCUUCGGUGGCUUGGAGGCCCUGGGAUCGCCCUUGCAAGGCAGAUGCGUUACGAAGGUUCGCGGCGACCACGCCGCCGUGCUUGCGGAGGGGCCAGCGGGCGCUCGGGCGGAAGACGCCCGCGCCUUGCGCGCCGCCUUGCUGGACAUGGCCCGCUGCUGCCCCGACCCACGGGCGCGCCGUGCUGCGUGCACGCUGCUAGCGAAGAGCGCUGCGAGAAGGCUGGGUUACGAUAUGCGAUUGUGCCCACCCAGGGCGCCACUAUCAGCCUCGCAGCGAGCUUCGGGCGCAGUGCAAAUGGUCAUGGGGGCUCGCGCUGGACAGCAGCUCGGUCAUGACUGCGCGGCCGUCGCCUCGGUGCACACCUUCCUCGGGGGCUUCGGGAUGAGGCCCAUGGAUCUGGUGCGCGCGCAGGCGGCAUUCUGGAAGAGCCGCGUCUCAUGCAAGGCGGCCGUUCUGACGGUCUCGGCAGGCUUGGGACGCCCUCUCGCUACCCGCCCGGAUGCGCCGGCAGCGGGCCGCGCGCGGGGCGACCUCGAAUCCGCCGGCAUCUGCGUGCGUUUGGGCCGCGUCGCCAUCACGGACGAGGCGCGGCUCGAAUAUGAGGCGGGCCCGCGGGCCGCCGAUUUCCCCGCCGGAGCUGCCUUCCAUUUCUACGCCUCUGUGUCACUGCUGGCCGCCAGCCAGGGCCCAGAGGCCGAGGGGCGCGCCCGCGGCGGCCGGUGGCGGGCCGGGCUCGGGCGCCUUCUGGAGCGGUUUCACGCGGGAGGCGAGGCAGUGCUGAGCGAUUCUGCGUUCGACGUCACGUUCCGGCACCGUCUGCUCGAUUUGCUGGGCGCCCCGACAACGCGCGCCUCCGAGCCCUCCCGGCGCGCGGCCUCUGGCGAGGAGGGCCAGCAAGGCGCGCGCGGGCGCCCCCUGAACGUCGCCGGCUACCGCGCGUUGCGUUGCCCAGUCGGGCCGCAUCGCAGCCGGCUUCGCAAUGAGGUCGCGCAGGCCCUCGCCGAGUGGAUCUCUUCCCGCGGCGGGCAUGUCGACAUCGAGCGCUGCGUGCCCGAGUUGCGCCGCAGGCGCGACGGCGGCGUCAUAGAGGAGGCGCGGCUGGACCUGGUCGUCAGCUGGCCGGGCGCCCCGGCACGGGAGCGGGUCGACUUCGCGGUCCGCUCGGCCGCGGAGCCCGUGGGCGCGGCGGCGCAGCAGUUCAUCGCGGCGAGCGCGGCUGCGGCCCGCCGCGUGGCGACGCUGCCCAGCGAGCCGGGCGGGCAGCAGGGUGCCGACUAUGCACGACAGAUCGCCUCGCGGGUGUCCCUCGCGCUCGUGGCGCGCCUCGCCGACCUGCUGCCGGCGGCGGUGCCAGGAGCCACGGCGACGGGCGGCGGCAGAGGGAGGUCGAAGAUCCCCGAGGCCCUGCGCGGGCCCCCGGCCAUGCAGGCCCUCAACGGGCGGCAGGUCCAGGGGAAGUGCGUGAUGAUCCGCUUCGCGCGCAGCGCCCCGGGGGUGCGGCCACCUGGUCCCCUCCCGCGCCACGGCGCGCCGGAGUUGAUACCGCAGACGGCGGGGAUGGCCAAGCUCAUCAGCCAGAAGUUCAAGCCGGCCGACGGUAACUCCGAGAGUCCGCGAUUGGGUCUCCUGAUGGAGUCGUUCCUGGCUGCGCUUGGGGAACCACCUUUGUCAGCCCACGAGUAUCCUCGCCCCUCGCGCUUCCCAGCCACCCUGGCCAAAUCCAUGAUCCUUGGCAGGCUGGCGCACAAGGAGCUGGCGCAGGUCGUCGCCGCGAAGCGGUUCGACGACGCCGCCAAGGAGCGCGAGCGCUGCCAGGCUGAGCUGCAGCGUGCGCUCUCCUCCAGGGCCAAGCUGGAGGGCAGCUGCAGGGAGCUGCAGCAGCAAAAGUCCAGCAUCUCGAGGGAGAACCAGCGCAUCGCGGAGGAGGAGCAGAGCCGGCACAGCGAGCUGAAGGAGAAGUUUCAGCAGGCCAUCAAGGACGUGCAGGAGAAGAUGGACGCGGAGCUGGAGGUCCGCCAGCACUUCCUGCGGGAGAAUGAGGACCUCCGAGGCAAGCUUCUCAAGUUCACCGAGACGUACGAGGCCCAGGAGCGCCACGUGGCUGAGCAGCGCGAGGCGCGCACGCGCGAGAUGGAGGUCGCGCAACAGCAGCUGCGCGAACACGAAACGAUGUGCGCCCAGUCGAAGGUGAAAACGGCUUCGCUAGAGAAGCACAACGAGGUUUUGCGAAAGUCGAAGGCCGUGCUUUGGGACGAGCUGCAGGGCAUGAUCAGCAAGUUCGACGAGUUCCAGGAGGCCGUCGCCGCCUCGUCGCAGCGCCACGGCGAGUGCAAGACGGAGGUCGAUGGCUUGCAGUCCCGGCUACAGGACCUGGAGAAGGAGAACUCCAGCCUGCGGGCCGGCAAGGACCUGGAGCAGCUGACGCAGGAGCAGCAGGUUGCACAGAAGCAGCGCGACGCGCUGGAGAGGCUGUGCGACAACCUGCAGAAGGAGAACAAGAAACUCCAGGAGCAGCUCCUGCAGAUGCCGGGGGCGAAGCCUCGGGGCUGAGUCGCGGCCGCGCCCGCACGCGCGCCUCGCCAGCUGGCCUGCCCGCCGCGGCGAGAGCGCGCCGCCGCUCGGCGACAGGGAGGGUUGCCCCCCUCGCCAGGGUGCCAGUUUGGGGGGGUCGCCCUCCCCAGGACGCAGCGCAGCGGAGGGCACCCGCGACACAGGGCACCCCUCCGUGGAGCUGACGCCGCGAGGACAAAGGGUCCCGAGGAAGGUGGCGCUGGGCCCUGUGUCCUCCCAGACGCUUUGUCACUACCGUGGGGGCGCGCAUCAAGAAACCAUC
This is a messenger RNA of Prorocentrum cordatum, 2989 nucleotides long. The record is from the annotation of a GenBank genome assembly. NCBI's taxonomy places the organism in Eukaryota, Dinophyceae, Prorocentrales, Prorocentraceae.